Molecule: messenger RNA, 2839 nt
Organism: Zophobas morio
Lineage: Eukaryota; Metazoa; Arthropoda; Insecta; Coleoptera; Tenebrionidae
Exons: 8
Coding region: 64-1245 (393 amino acids)
Biological process (GO): neuromuscular synaptic transmission; clustering of voltage-gated calcium channels; neuron-neuron synaptic transmission
Cellular component (GO): presynaptic membrane
Source: RefSeq, a predicted model, not a curated record
CUCUUGUUACUGCAAAAACCGUACAUUGCACCAACGCAUGGGUGUUGCACCCUCUUCCACAAGAUGAGGGGAAGCACCGCCGGCCUCCCGGAAACCCUCAGGGUGCGGCACAACGCCCAAUACUAUGCCGUCUUGUCGAUCCUGGACACUUUGUUCUCGUCGCUCGUCGUGGCGCCCCUGGUCAUCGGCUACUGGCGCAGCGUGUGGGAGCUCAUGGGGGUGUACGUCUACCCCGAGGACGAGCUGCUGAGCGCCUGCAUCUCCACGGGCCUGGGGAUCGUGGGCCACCUAUUCUUCACGCUGCUCCAGCGCCUGUUCGAGAGGUACCUACAUCCGGACCGGGGCCGGAUCCUGUUCUACGUGAUGUCCAGGGUGUAUACGGUGUGUUUCGCGUUCGUCUGCGUCAACGGGUGGAGAGGGCCGUGGCUGCUGCUGGCGAUGUUCACCAAGAACGAGCUCUGGUCGAUCCUGACGCCCUUCAUCGUGGGGAUUGUGGCUCUGGCGGCGAUGAGGGGGUUGAGGAACGCGUCGGCGGCGCCGUUUGCGGUGGUCCUCGAUACGGCGAAGGGGUAUUUCGAGGUUCCAACUAUGUUCAGAGUGGCGAUGAGUGAAAGGACGUCCCUCUACAUCCUCGAUUGCCUCUUUUCAGUAUUAAUCGUAGGAACGCUGGUGGUGUUCGUCUGGAGAGGAGCGUGGGCUCUGGUGGACAUCUAUUUGUUCCCCGAGAGCGAAAAAUGGUCAGCUUGGGGAAGCUUGAUCGUGGGCUACUGCGCCGUAGCUAUAGCCUUCCUGCUCCAACCCUUCAUGAAGUGGUUGUGCGACCGCAUAACUGGAGUAAGCCGGGUUUUGGUUGCUGAUUUGUUCUUAAUCCUGUCCCUCGUUGGCACCGUCAACGUGUGGAGAGGAAUUUGGAAUCUUCUUAAUCUGUAUCUACUGCCAGAUAAUCUCGAGCUUAGUUGCUGGUUAACCCACUGGGUUAGCCUCACUCUCCUCAUUCUCUUGGGGUGUUCCAACUCCCUCUUAGUGCGAGGAGUGUCCAUAGACGCCGAAGAACCCGCAGGCAAAUGUGUAGUGUUCCCUUGCUAUUACCUCAGACUGAUUUUCCACGAACAGAAACUGAAGAAGUUGCAAAGUGAACAAAACAAAACGGAAUUGGAUAACGUGAAACCGUGCGAGAACAACCACGUCGUUAACGAACAGUAUCCACAAACUUUACAAGUUAACCAUAAAGUAGGUGAUGUCUGACGGUGCGCAGUGCGGGAGUAGCGGUGGAGGAUGGAGUUUUUUCUACAAAGUAUUUAUUAACCUUCCAAAGAUGUACAUAAUGAAUAUUUAAUAACGUAACUGUAAAUAAGAAAAUAAAUUGCAAAUCCACUCUUGUGCCUUGCUUUGAAGAAGUGAACGCCAGCACAAUAGUAAUUGGGCAAAAUUAGAAUCAAAGAGUCUCAGCAUGAUUUUAUUAGUGGUGACUAGUGACAUCCUGACCCACUAAAUGCCUUGUGAAGUAGUAAUUCGAGUGAAUGCGGAUGCAGGCGCUUCCUAAUUUGUUAAUUGCUCAUUAAACAAAUCAACAAUCAAGCUGCCAUUAAGUCAUUGUUGGGUUUGCAGAGACCUACAAAACUCAGAAAAAAUCUAAACCACUCACACUACUCAUCACUAAGUAGCAGUAGGGUAAUGACAGCAUACACAUAAACACCAACACGACAAGUUUCAGUCAAGGUAAAAACGUGUUUAGUUAAACUUCUUCGAGCAGUCCUGCAGAUCUGCGGUUAGCCACAAACCGCACACUCGCUAUUUAUUACCCGUUCAUAGUGCCGAGCUGUGUUUUGGUGCACUUUUAAUUAUCAUAGCCUUGUAACACGAGGACUGGUGGAAGUUCGCAUCCCCAAUAGCCAAUAGCAAAACUUUUACACACAAUUUGAUAAAAAAUCAACAACUUAUCGUCGCUUUUAAGAUGCCAAAAACCAAGAUAACGAAUUUCAACAAUUUUUGAACAAACCAACAACUGUAUUUUAUUUACCAUAGAAACUUAUCUUUCCACUACCUCCAUACCAAAAUCGAACUACAACCGUCAAUAUUUACAAAACCAAUAUUAUCUCAAGCCGAACAUUAAUAUUUAACUUAAAAAUAGUUGAUCGAUCACGUUCUAACUUAACCAACGCAAUGAACAAAUUUCUUCCACUGUUAGUAAUUGUCAUUGUUGGCAAUAAUUGUCAAGACUUCGCUUACCCCGAAAAUCCGGGACAACGUCUAGACGACGACAAUAAAUCCGAGCGAGUACCUCUAUACGCUCCAGACAAAUGUCCAGAAAACCAGCUACUGUAUCCCGGAAACCAGAAAAAUGACUGGAUUUGCGACUGCGGACCGGGGUACAUUUACUACCCGCCUCAAGAUGGAUGUUUCAGUGCUUAUCGACAAGGUCCUUGUCGUCAAGGAUAUCACUUAAUCCUGAAACGCAACAAAGUGGUACCGGAGUGCGUCGUCAACCCUUGUAAAGACGGCUUCGCCAGAUACAAGGGUAAAUGUUAUGAAUUGGAUAAACCAAAUGGACCGUGUCUUCCGGUCGAAGUUGGCGGUGGGAUUUUUGGCGUCAACGCAACCACUUUGACAGUUGAGUGUCUAAAAGGGACCGAAAAGUUGUCCCUGUUUAAUAUCCCUAGGAACUGUCCCCUUGGGAGCAAACGGGACAGGAACAACACCUGUCGAGAGAACUGGAACGUCUAGUAGUACUUAUAUGUAUUUAAUUUUAACUGAUUUUUUUUUUUUUUAAUGUUAUGUAAUAAAAAUUUCAUAUGUUCAUUUAUUUAUUAGAAUAAAGUUACGCAUCACACAAUAAUAA